Molecule: messenger RNA, 2631 nt
Organism: Hypomesus transpacificus
Lineage: Eukaryota; Metazoa; Chordata; Actinopteri; Osmeriformes; Osmeridae
Gene: rnf220b
Product: ring finger protein 220b
Exons: 16
Coding region: 360-2105 (581 amino acids)
Biological process (GO): protein ubiquitination
Molecular function (GO): ubiquitin protein ligase activity; metal ion binding
Source: RefSeq, a predicted model, not a curated record
UCGGCUUGAGACAAGGGACAACCAUCCUGCCGUGCUUCACAUAUUUCACAGCAGACCUUUAUUCAAAAGCUGAAUGAAAUCCGAAAUACAGGCGGUUCAGCGCUGGGACAAUACGGCACUUAGGGUUUAAAUGUUUCGGUAACCUUCUAUGAACUUUUGUUGUGGCUGUCUGCUUGUGCGUUUCUUUUGGACGGAAAAAGUCUGUGACUCGAAAUUUCUCACUGAGAAAUUGGUCGAGUUAAACACGCUCUUUGAGGCAAAUUUCCCAAGAUCUUGCAAGUCUGCAGAACACUCAACACUCCAAGAAAUCUCCUUUGCUGUGUCCAGUCUCCACAGUCUCUGGACACUGGAAGGAAUAGAUGGACCUCCACCGCCCCUUCAAAAUGGAUGGCUCCUCCUACCUCCCCACUCCUCUGGCUUCCCCAGCCCUCAUGGUACUGGCCUCCACUGCUGAGGCAGGCCGUGAUGCCUCCGUCCCCUGUCAGGCACCCCGCUCUUUCGGACUCCCUGUCUCCGUAGACAAAGACCUCCAUCUCCCCUUUCCAUCAGCUUCCUACACCUUCACAUCCAUGUACCACCGCCAGGGGCCCAUCUCAGGGGCUUUCUCUUCCAGAGAAUUCCCUGCCUCCUUGCUGCACCUCCAUCCCCAGUUUGCCAGCCCCAAUCUGGACUGCUCCUCUCUGGGGAUGCUCAACCACAGCGGGGUCGGGGCCUUUAGACCGUUCUCCUCCCCACUUGAGGAGAGGGAGGCUGGGGGGUACCACUCAGCCUUCACCCCCGCCAAGCGACCGAAGGGCUGCUACACAGACUCGGAGGGGAAGGGGUAUGAGUUUGGUACACCAGGAGGGUCCCUCCAGGCUGUAGCUGAGGACGCUGGGAGGAAGCUCUUUGCAGUGUCUGGUCUCCUGUCUGACGGAGAGGGUUCGUCUAGCCCUGAAGAAUACAAGGAGGGUUGUAUGAAGGGCCUGUUUGACUCCCAGAACCCGGUGUGUCCAGUGUGCCAGGCAACAUUGCGCCCCGGGGAGAUGCAGGAACACAUGGAAGAGGAGAUGGCCAGACUCAAACAACUCCACAUCAGUGCACAUUCAGCACAUGGAGACCAUCUUUUAGGGACCUCUAAGCCACUCUCAUUGUCUCUACAAAUCAAGUGUGAGAGGGGGUCCCCCAAUCCUCGUUCCCCCGAGGACCUCCACUCAGACAGGUACCAGACGUUCCUUCGUGUGAGGGCCAACAGACACACCAGACUAAAUGUCGAUGACCUCUACUGGUGCAGGUGCUACACCAAACCCGCCCCUUUACGCCCCCACAAUGGAGCCCACCUAGCUCCUGACUACACACAAGCUGUCAGGAUUGGAAAGCUGAAGAGACGGAAGCCUGAGGAGGGGCAUGAUGGCCUUACCGACCUGGGGGGAGAUGAGGAUGAGUGGAGUGAGAGAAGGAGGAUGACAUCCAUACUGGGGGAAUUCAAAGGAGCAAUCAUGGUGAGCAGCAGUAAGACGAGGGAGGUUCGGGACAGCAACGCUGACCUGGACGUGGAUGGAGACGAUACUCUGGAGUAUGGAAAAGCCCAGUACACAGAGACAGAUGUCAUUCCCUGCUCAACAGAAGAACGUGGGGAUGUGGAGGGGAGGGAGGCAAGGGCGGCCAAGAAAAGGAAAAAAAAAGUAAAUUUGCUUGCUUGUGUUCUGUUUGUUUUUUUUAGUGGUGGCUCGGAAUCUGAUCGAUUAACGCUGAAUUGUUCCAAAUGGAGAAAUGAGGGGAGUCCAUCCACCAGCAAUGGCGAGAGUAACAAACUAGAUAACAACAUGAACCUCCUGAACACGACCUGCAAAAACAGUGACAUUGAGAUGGUCUCCGAGGAUUCUGCCUUAACAACACUGGAUUCUCUAAAAGCUCGGAUAAGGGAUCUGGAGAAGCAGCUGUCUAAAGGGGACAGAUACAAAUGUCUAAUCUGUAUGGACACAUACACAACUCCGCUCACAUCCAUUCAGUGCUGGCAUGUUCACUGUGAAGAGUGUUGGCUCCGAACUCUGGGGGCUAAGAAGCUGUGCCCACAGUGCAACACCAUCACUUCCCCCGGAGACUUGAGGCGGGUAUACCUGUGAGAGCACAGGGCAUCACAAGUUUUAAACUUAUCAGAGGGGAACUGCUGUAAGGACAGCUGGCCUGUCAUACUGUAUCCACCUUUUCCUCUCAUUGAUCCACAGUACGUUUCCCACUUUCCAGUGACUCAGUGGGGUAUCACAUGGCAUACUGGAGAACAUGAAGAUAUACUGAGUAGUACUUUGUAUUUGGGCCUGUAAUCUGCAGUUAAGCCAGUUGUAAGACUUAAUGCAAUUUCAACUACAUUUUCAAGUACAUGUGUAACUAUAAUUUAAUUAAAAAAAAAAAGGUAUUCUACACUCGGAAGCUCAGGCGUUGAAUGAAAUCUGUUUCACUCUUUGGACUAUUUUAAGGAUUUUUAUAAUAGUGUGUCCGUUUUCAUGAGAGAAAAAAAAUCUAGCACAUGUACAUAAUUUUCCCAAUGUUUGCGAUUGCCUCUGUAUAGAUGUGGCCUAAACGACUCCCUUUGUGUGCACAGAGAAGCUUUAGCUAUUUAUAGCUAAACCUAUAUCUUUGUUUAUUUAGGUA